Lycium ferocissimum is the source of this 963-nucleotide messenger RNA. RefSeq lists its product as uncharacterized. Lineage: Eukaryota; Viridiplantae; Streptophyta; Magnoliopsida; Solanales; Solanaceae. The record is from RefSeq and is a predicted model, not a curated record.
AUGAAAAAUCGACUCCAAUGGCUGUUACCCCUGCUCGGUAGUUUGAUCGGUUUCGUUUUCAGACGUUUUCUAGAAUCAGAAGGAAGCGCUAUUCUGACCACUACGUGCGUUUCAUUCUUCGCGCUAGUGAGCUUCUCCUGUUUUAGUCACUUUCGUUUGAAAGGACCACUGAGGGGGAUUCUCAAUCUCUUCUUACUCUUUUCCGCUGGGUUCGUGGGAUCUUUCAUACGGAUUGAAGUCAUCCACCUACUGGGUGGUCAGGCUUUGCCCCUCCUGUUGGGACCUUUUGUUUGGAAGGCCGUAGUAGGGGAAGCACUUCCUUCUACGGCCCUAACGGGGCGGGAGAGCUCCUCCACGUGGGAGGAGGAUCCGUUUGAACUGGACGUUCUCGAGGAAUCAUUCUCGGACCCCCCGGCAGGGGAGUCCCAGACGGAAGAGAGUGAACCCUCGGUCAAUCGACGUAGUCUCGAGGCACCCCAAACGGAAGAGGGUGAACCCUCGGUAAAUCGGCGGGGUCCCCAGGAAGCUGGGCCUGCGCUUCCAGCUAAUCCAGUCCCUUCCGGGGGGGACGAAGCUGGGCCAUCUGUCUCCUAUCCCUACAGAAGGGAUGAAAUGAUUGGGGGGGAUAGCGUGGAGGCGAUAGAACGCCGCCUUCUGGCUCGAUUUGCUUAUCCCUUAUACUCGGACAUCCAAUUAGCCCACAUUCAAGCCGAAGACCUCUUCGAGGUCAAGGUAGAGAUUGUGAAGGUAAUGGCUGGCCUUGAUCCAACGGGGGAUUGGAUGGGGCGGGGAGCUCGGGCCCUCGACAAUCCCCGUACCGCCACGGGAGAGCACUCCGUGAAGCAGUUAUACCACCUGUUAAGUGCUCUAAAUGAGCGCGGUAAAGAGGCCCCAGAAUUUCAGGAACUCAAAAAUAGAGUGUUCCUCAAGAAAGGCGGCCCUGGGGGGGACUCUAUCGCAUAA